Messenger RNA from Lytechinus variegatus (green sea urchin), 2171 nucleotides. RefSeq lists its product as uncharacterized. The transcript is spliced from 6 exons. The coding region runs from base 157 to 1881 and encodes 574 amino acids. Lineage: Eukaryota; Metazoa; Echinodermata; Echinoidea; Temnopleuroida; Toxopneustidae. The record is from RefSeq and is a predicted model, not a curated record.
ACAAGAGUAUUUCGAUGAAAAACACAUCAAUAGUGUGAAGCAUCACAAUACCCAUAGCAUGUACUUCUGCUUUGGGCAGGAAUAAGCUCAAUUUUUAUCUCCUUUGUUACAGAUGGACUAAAGGCAUAUCUUCCCCCAAACCAACACAGACGAGGCAUGCAGUCAAGAGCAGUUGCUUCCUCUUUGAUAUGGUUAGACAGAUUCUCCCGCAGAUUCGGAGAUAAACUGCCAGCUCAAGACAAGAUUCACUUGCCGUCUUGCCUGACACGUGCCAGUGUGCAUCAGAUCAUGAAAGAAGAGCUGGAGGACCUUGGAGAAGAAGUUUGCUGUAAAGAACAUUUCUAUCGAAUAUGGAAAAAAGAAAUGUCACAUUUGACUAUCCCAAAGGUGAACAGGUUUUCAAAAUGUGAUGUCUGUACUCAACUGAAGCAAAGCAUCGAAAGAACCAAUGACAAACAAGCAAGGAAAGCCCUCCAGCAACAAAGGGAGGAUCAUCUUACUCAACAAAAAACUGAAAGAAUGAAGUAUUACAAGCAUGCACAAAAAGCAAAACAACAUCCAGAGAAGUACAUCAGCAUUAUCAUCGAUGGAAUGGAUCAGCAAUCCACCAGCAUUCCAAAAUUUUACCGAACGGCCAAAUCAAUUUCAUCAGCAUGGAGACUCCCAUCGCAUGUAACUGGGACAAUAGUUCAUGGGCGGGGACAACACAUGUUUGUCGACAACAAAGAGUAUCCCCAUGACUCCAACCUUACUGCGAACAUUCUUCUUCAAGUUUUAAAUAAAUAUGCUAAUUCUCUUCCUGACACACUAUACCUCCAAAUGGAUAACUGCGGGAGGGAGAACAAAAAUCAAUGUCUCCUUGCUUUGUGUGCCCUUCUUGUGGAACUCAACGUGUUCAAAAAGAUCAAAUUGUGCUUCCUAAUGAAAGGGCACACCCAUGAGGACAUUGAUCAGCUGUUCAGUAGAAUAUCUACACAUACAUCAAAACAUAACAUUCCAACACUUUCAUCUUUACUACAUCACAUCCCACUUUCAUACAAGAAGCCAAACACAACAGCAGAAAGGAUACACAUCAUAUAUAACAUUAGGGACUGGCUUGAAACACACAUAAAUAAACCAUCACAUCAUAGCCUGCCACAUCAAUUUAAAAUAACAAAAAUUCAAGGACAUGCGGUCAUAAACACAAAAAAAUGGAGCAGUAGUCCAGUCUGGACCGCAACAACAGGUGCCAGUUACAUACUGAAAGAGCAUCCCCCUGGAUUGCCAGAAAUUGUUUCAAGGAGAAUUGAAGAACUUCAUCUUGAUCGUCUACGUAGAGACAUGGUGAAGUAUCGUCCCUACCUUAAUGACUCCGAGCAUCAAGAGUGGCUGCAACUGCUUCAUUCUUUUGGUGCAGAAGAUGAAGGCUCACUCCAAACUUGGAUACUGCUAGACAUUUUGAUGUCUAAGGAUGCCAUUGCUGCUGAUGAACAGAAUGCUAUCAACUCAGACAUCUAUUUGUCCAAUGAUGAGCAGGACCCCAUCCCUCCAGUCAAUCUUGGACGAAAGACUUCACAGAAGAAACAACCUAUGGUUCCUGAUAUUGGGCAGAUGAUGUGCGUCUUCCUUGAAGAAUAUCGCAAUGAAUGGCCGCAAGUUGGCAAAAUAACAGCACUGCAUGAAGAUUCUGCAACUCUGCAUUGGUUUACAGGCACAACAACAUCGAAUUGGAUAGCAUUAGAUACACCUAGCAGGGGACUAAAUGGAGGAAGUGAACCAUAUAUUUCCACUGUUUUGAAAUCUUCGUUUAUUACAGGUUCAUUCACCUUAACACCUCAAGGCAAAUUACCACAGGAUAUCCAGCGCCAAUUACGUGAGAAAAGAGAAGAAUUGUACAGUUAGCUAUAUAAAAUCUAUUGUCAUUUCUGGGUCAUUCUCAAGAAAAUGUCACAGAUAACUACUCAAUCACUAAUACAUUUGAGUGAAAAUGCCUUCGUUUUAAUUAAACCCCACUAAAUGAAAUUUGAAGGGGGUACAGGAAUCAGCAUACUAUCAGAAUGGCUGUUGGUCUGUAUAACUGCAUCCUCAGUUUUUGGCCAAUUAUCAUGGAAUUUGGCUCACACGUUUCUUUUUUUUGUAAAGAUGCACAAAACAUAAAUAAAGAGGCUUUAAUAGGAGGAAAUUAUAGUUUG